AUGAAUCCACUUCCUUUUGGGGCUGUGUGUCGACUUUUCAGGUGCGACGUCAUAUUGAGGCUGAUAGGAACUACAAGAAGACGCCCGAUCCAGCUUGCAAGACAAUUGGGGCUGAACGAGAUCUCGAGAUCCCGACAGCACUUCUCUUCUUCUUGCCAACACCUCUCCCACAUGACCACUAUGAAAGCGAAACGAAAUCUACUGGAAGGAGCUAUCACAAAGAUGACACUAGAGGAGUACGAUGAGUACGUGAACGACAACCUAUGUACUCAGUGUUACCUCCAGGACUUUGGGCGGUUCGAUUUCGUCUUCAACGGAUUGCCAGAAACCAGCACGUGUCAACAGGAGGUGUUUCUCUAUUAUUAUGACCAAAAGUUGAAGCAGAGACACGCCAGCAACAAGGCCGUGUUUUGGGCUCCCUGGACAACCACUUUGGAUUCGGUUUCGGUGGCCAUUGACAUUAACCAGUUUCUUAUCUACAACAGAACCACUGGUUCAAAGAACCACCUCAUUUCCUACGAUGGGUGGGUAACGUUCAAAAGCAUCUCCCUGGACGCCAACAUCUGGAUAUUGCUAGCUUCCCAAAGCUCCAUAUUCGAUGUCCCAACUUGCACAAGUGUCCAGAGGAAAGGCUUGGCUUGUUUGAGACAGUCUGGCAACGGCGAUUUCUGCAUCAAAAGUGAGGACGGACAUACCAUCAACGUCCUGAAAGCCGUGAUGGAAGCCAAUUGGCCCUUCUUCAAGGCGAUGGUGGAAUCCGGCAUGAGAGAGAUCAAAAAAAACCAACUAGAGCUGCCUCUACCUCAUAGUACAGUGGAGAUGAUGGUGAGGUACCUUUACGGUCAGGAGUUAGAGCUACAGGUGAAAGAAGCAACUAGGCUCGUUGAAGCUGCUCAGAUGUACUUAUUGCCUGAGCUGCUGGAGAUAUCCCUCAAGUUCAUCGAAUCCGAAGACACGGACAUCGGUCAGACGAUUCAGGUUUGGAAAAUGGGUAAGAAGACUGGCAACUUGCGCAUGGUUUUCUGGGCUAUGGUAAGGAUUAAAGAGCUGAAGGUCGACACCGACGUUCUUUACGAUCUGGACAAAGAAGAUCUGAUUUCGUUAUUUCAAAUGAUGACCCUUGGCACCGAUCCUAAGAAAUGA
Yarrowia lipolytica CLIB122 is the source of this 1143-nucleotide messenger RNA. RefSeq lists its product as uncharacterized. Gene Ontology annotation, biological process: regulation of proteolysis; proteasome-mediated ubiquitin-dependent protein catabolic process. NCBI's taxonomy places the organism in Eukaryota, Fungi, Ascomycota, Dipodascomycetes, Dipodascales. Gene Ontology annotation, cellular component: cytoplasm. Gene Ontology annotation, molecular function: ubiquitin protein ligase binding. The record is from RefSeq and is a predicted model, not a curated record.